Molecule: messenger RNA, 2534 nt
Organism: Malaya genurostris
Lineage: Eukaryota; Metazoa; Arthropoda; Insecta; Diptera; Culicidae
Gene: okr
Product: DNA repair and recombination protein RAD54-like
Exons: 6
Coding region: 147-2501 (784 amino acids)
Biological process (GO): reciprocal meiotic recombination; double-strand break repair via synthesis-dependent strand annealing
Cellular component (GO): nucleus
Molecular function (GO): ATP binding; ATP-dependent chromatin remodeler activity; DNA translocase activity
Source: RefSeq, a predicted model, not a curated record
GUGAACUUGGUCCGCUGAAUCCGUUCAUAGAUAGAAUUUUAAUUCAAAAUAAUUGUUUAACAAAAUAAACAUUGACUGUUUAUUGAUCAAUAAUUGCAGCCGGUUUGAAAUCUCACGAAACUAAUUAAACAAGUUGAUGCUUGAAAAUGCGUAAGAGUUUGGCACCGAGUCAAAGCACAGCGCUUUCUCCGUUAAAUUCCGCAUUCAAAAGUCCGAUUUCGAUGUGUCAUAAAAGAACAAGAGAAUGUCGAGAGCGAUCUAAAAAACAUUCUAAGGAUGCCGAGCCUCCCCCACCAAAAUUAUUGGCCACCGAAUACGAAUUGAUGAUUUUGAAAAUUCUUACCCGGCCGUUCAAAAUUCCGAUUCCGAAUUAUGUACCAGAACAUACGACGCGAUGUUUGGGUAUGAAACGACCACCGGCGAGAAGGGCGCUUCAUGACCCAUUUGCCUGCAAUGCCCUAGUAUUGUACACACCGGAAGAUCUUUCAGAACACGACAAGCUGAAGAUGGACCAAAAUAAGAUCCAAGUUCACGUUGUCGUUGAUCCGCUACUUGGAAAUAUUCUUCGACCACAUCAACGCGAAGGAGUCAAAUUUAUGUAUGAAUGUGUUACUGGGAAGCGAGGGGACUUCCAGGGAUGCAUUAUGGCUGAUGAAAUGGGACUUGGAAAGACAUUACAAUGCAUCACGCUUCUGUGGACUUUACUUCGACAAAGUCCUGACUGUAAGCCUACAAUAAGCAAAGCAAUUAUUGUCUGUCCAAGUUCGUUAGUCAAAAACUGGUAUAAGGAAUUCGGAAAAUGGCUGGGGUGUCGCGUGAAUUGCCUAGCGAUGGACGGAGGUUCGAAAGAACACACUACCAAAGAGCUGGAACAGUUCAUGGCCAACCAAAGUAUGCGACAUGGAACCCCUGUGUUGAUUAUUAGCUACGAAACGUUUCGACUUUAUGUUCACAUUUUAAACAAUUCUGAGGUAGGAGCGGUUCUCUGUGACGAAGGACAUCGGUUGAAGAAUUGUGAGAAUCUCACCUACCAAGCGCUAAUGGGAUUGAAAACCAAACGAAGAGUUUUACUAUCCGGAACACCUAUACAGAAUGAUUUGACCGAGUAUUAUAGUCUUUUACAUUUUGUCAACCCUGGAAUGCUGGGUACCACAGUUGAAUUUCGGCGUCAGUUUGAGAAUCCCAUUCUCCGUGGCCAAGAUGCAAAUUCAACGGAAGAUGAGCGCAAAAAGGCAGCAGAACGUCUGCAGGAGCUGGCAUCUCUUGUCAAUCGUUGUAUGAUUCGUAGGACAAGUUCGUUACUGACCAAGUAUUUGCCAGUCAAGUUUGAAAUGGUGAUUUGUGUGAAAAUGACCGAGAUACAGAACGAACUGUACAAGGGCUUUCUACAGUCGGAUUCCAUUCGAAAAAGUGUGCUAGAGAAGAGUGAGGUAAAGGCCAGUCUAACGGCUUUGUCGAAUAUCACCUCACUCAAGAAACUUUGUAACCACCCGGAUUUAGUAUACGAUAAGAUCCAAGAACGGGCAGAUGGCUUUGAAAAAGCACACAAAAUUCUACCAAGUAACUACAGUGCUCGGGAUCUGCGACCGGAGUUUGGUGGUAAACUGAUGUUGUUGGAUUGUAUGUUGGCCAGUUUGAAAAUGAACACCAACGAUAAAAUUGUUCUAGUUUCGAACUAUACGCAAACCUUGGAUUUGUUCGAAAAGCUGUGUCGAAAGCGAAGCUACGGCUAUGUUCGAUUAGACGGAACUAUGACAAUCAAAAAACGUGGAAAAGUCGUUGAUGAAUUCAACAAACCAGAUUCAAAAGAAUUCAUCUUUAUGCUCAGUUCAAAGGCUGGUGGUUGCGGUUUAAAUUUGAUAGGCGCCAACCGUCUGGUAAUGUUCGAUCCAGACUGGAAUCCGGCAAACGAUGAACAAGCGAUGGCUCGGGUUUGGCGAGAUGGACAGAAAAAACCUUGCUUCAUUUAUCGGUUAUUGGCGACUGGAACAAUAGAGGAGAAGAUCUUCCAACGUCAAACACAUAAGAAAGCUUUGUCCAAUACGGUGGUGGACAACGAUGAAGAUGGCGAGCGUCACUUCACGCAAGAUGAUCUAAAAGAUCUAUUCCGAAUGGAUGAGUCCACUCUUUCCGAUACACAUACAAUAUUCAAAUGCAAACGAUGUCUGAACAAUAACCAGGUCAAACUACCGCCAGAAGACAGCGAUUGUACGUCCGACUUGAUGCACUGGUAUCACUGCUCCAAUAAUAAAGGCAUCCCGGAUGAAAUUCUAUCCAAGUGCUGGGAUAUUACCAAGUGCGUUUCGUUCGUAUUUCACCACCGUUCUAACAGUGCCGUUGUGGAACAGCAAAUCGCAGAACAGAAACGAGCUGAAGCACUGAAGGCAAAAGAAGAUGAAAAGAAUGGAGCAGAUGCCAAGACGUUAGACGAAGAAGACGAGGAGAAAGAAAAUGAGGAUUCCCUUUCCGAUGAUGAUCGAGAUGAAGAUUUUGUUCCUUAAGAUGUUGGUUCUGAUAAAAUUAUUCGUUGAAAA